CUAGAGAUAGCAAUAUAUUGGAUGGUCUUCCCUCUCACUCACGCAUGCGCACAUUAAAUCUGGUACAGUCAACGUCAAAACAAACUAGUACUAUACGAUAUAAAAGUUACAUUAUAUUUUAGUACAGUCUCAAUAACUUUAGUUGACGUGACUGUACCGACAAGGACAAAAGACCAUCCAUUGAAUCUCUCUCUCGGCGACGCUAAGUUCAGCUUCCAGUUUUAUUAUAUUUCAGUGGAUUUAAUCCACCCGCUCGACAAUGUAGAUAGUCAAUUUGUGGUAAAAUAGCAUAAGUUUCUAAACGAACAAGAGUUUAUUGGGAAAAUUUUUAACAAUAUUUUACGAAAAAAAAGUGUAAAACUUUUUUCUGUGACAUUUUAAAUUUUUAUACUAUAAUAUAUAAUAUGUAAAUAACCUAUUAUUUUAAAAAAUCGAGAGGAUGGCAUCGUCUGCAGCGGAAAAAACUUUUCCCAUAAUACAGAAUAAUAGAUAAAUAUUAGAUAUUCCAAGAUAAUCAAUUAAAAAAACUUUUUGACCAGUGAGAUGUGAUUGCCAAAUGUCGUGUCUUCAUGGUCCUCGAACUAAAAUUGUUUACUCACCUUCAUAAUUGGCACAAAAAAAAAAAACAAACAUUAAAUAGUUAAAUCAUUCUCAUCAAUAAUAGUCGCAAAGAUAUGGAGACAGCAGGUAAAAACAAGCGAAUAACAGGAAGAAAGUAUGAUAUAGCAGCCAAUUCAUCUGAGCCAAUUAAGAAAAAAAUAAAAGAAUCUCACUGCCCAUUUCGAUAUAAUGUUAACUUAUCAGACAAGACACUUGUUCUUAAAGAUGAUGAUGAUGAUGUUGAUGAUGUUGAUGUUGAUGAUGAUGAUGAUGAUGAUGGCAAAGUUCAAGUUGAAAAUGAUUCAACAAAUCAAAUUAAUAUAAAUAAUGUUGACAAAAAUGAAACAAAUUGUUUAGAAUCUUCAAUAACAUCAGAUCAAGAUGAUGAAGAUGAUUUGAGACAAUUUGAUAUACUCGACGAUCUUGAUGGACAACUGGAUCAAGAUGGUUCUGUUUAUAACAGUGAUAGUAAUUAUAGUUUGGAUUCUGAAGUGCCACAUGAAGAAAUUGAAGCCAUGUUGGAGGAGGGUCUUUCUGAUGAAUUUAAAGUAAAAACCAGAAAAAAAGGAGACUGUAUGCCGUACGAAGAAAAAGAAAAAUUAGUUUUGGAUGAAAUAGGACACAAUCAUUUUGACGUACUGCCAGAAGGGUGGGUUCAAGUGACUCACAACAGCGGAAUGCCCCUGUAUCUAAAUAAACAAACACGUGUAUGCACGUUAGCCAAGCCAUAUUUUCUUGGUCCAGGAAGUGUCAGAAAGCAUGAAGUGCCAGUUAGUGCAAUACCUUGUAUGCAAUAUCGUCGAGCUCUUAAAGAGGAAGAAGAAGAAAGAAAAAAAGAAUUGAAUCGUGAACCAGUUACUGAUACUUGUACUUUGCCAAGUGCUAAAAUUGAAACAAUACAAGAAAAUUUAGCAGCACAUUCACUUGAUAGUGAACAAUUACGUGAAUAUUGUCAGACAUUAUUCCGUUUCAAGUCAAUAAAAGUGAUGAGAUUUCAGUCUUGGUCAGCUAGAAGAAAAUUUACUAAAAAUAAAAAACACAAAAAACAACUUGAGCGUCCAACACUUCCAGAUGGCACAAAAUUAAUAACAUUUCCAAUUGGUGGUGUUGUUACAACUGGUGAUAGUAAUACAGAACUUGGUGAAGAAAAUAAUGGACAGCGACCACCCAAGCACUGGAUUAUGAAUCCAUCUGGUAAAAGUUAUGUUUGUAUCCUUCAUGAAUACGUACAACAUGCUUUAAAAAAACAACCAACGUAUAAAUUCAAAGAACUUGAAAAUGCAGCAACACCAUAUUCAGCUGUUGUUUGUAUAAAUGAUAUGGAGUAUGGCAGUGGUUUUGGUAGCAGUAAAAAACAAGCUAAAGCAAAUGCAGCACGAAAAACAUUGGAAAUUUUAAUACCACAAAUGAGAGAUAAAAUAUCAUGCGAUUCAACCGGCAGUACUGGUGAUACAGCAACAAAUUCUAGUAGUACAAUUAAAGCAUCACGUGCUAAUACUGAUACUGAUCUUUCUUUUUUUGAUGAAAUAUCGAUAAAUGAUCCAAGAGUUGCUGAAUUUUGUGCCAAAACAACUGAACCAUCACCACAUGCUAUUUUGAUAACAUGUUUACAAAGAAAUUUUGGUCUCGGUGAUAUGCAUAUUAAUUAUUCAGUUAAUACUUUAAAACAUCAAAAAAAUGAGUUUACAAUGAGAGUUGCUAAGCAUGAAGCGACUGUGAUUUGCCGAAAUAAAAAAGACGGUAAACAACGAGCUGCUCAGGCAAUUCUUCAACUUCUCCAUCCACAUAUUCAAUCAUGGGGAUCUCUUCUUCGUCUUUACGGUUCACGAAGUGUUAAAUCAUUCAAAGAAAAAAAACAACUUGAACAAGAAAUAACUCUUUUACAAGGUAAAGCUGCUGUUAAUCAGCCAAAUCAUGCGAUUCUUGAUAAAUUACGUUUAGAAAUGAAAAAAUUAUCUGAACAACGCCAGGCAAUACAACCAAUUGGUAAAUUUUUACCAUCAGAUUUACCAACUGGUUCAGCUGCAAAUCUUAAUAACGUUGAUUUAUAGUUUAUAAACUAUAAAUAAUAAUUGAUUAUCAAAAUUUUAUUAUAAUAAUUCUGAAUACGCUUAGUGAUCAAGUUUAUCUUGCUGCAAACUGAAUAAUCGGUAUAAAGACUGUAAAUUAAAAUUAGUUUUUUUCUCACAAUAAUUGUUAAUAUACAUUAACAAUUUUUUUCUUAUAACGCUUUAUAAUUUUUUUUUUUCUUCUGAUAAAUUUAUUUUAUUUGAAUUUUAUUAUGUUAUAUACAAAGUGGCAAAUGGAUUAUAUUUUUUUCUAUUUUUUUUUUUUGGGAAUGCCUUUUUUUGUCUUCACUUUAUUAUUAGUAUGAUUUUUUUAUUGCGAUAUAUCAAAUGUAAAUUAAUGUAACUGAUUUUUGAUAAAAUACAGUGUAAUUUUUUUUGUUCUGAUCUACCGACGUGCAUAAUUUAUUAUAAUUCUUAAUGAAAGAAUAAUCUGUUCAAUUUUCUGUUCUUUACAUUUACUAAACUCGA
This is a messenger RNA of Aphidius gifuensis, 3137 nucleotides long. It is a transcript of the gene pasha, whose product is annotated as microprocessor complex subunit DGCR8. Gene Ontology annotation, molecular function: primary miRNA binding; identical protein binding; heme binding. The transcript has 5 exons. The record is from RefSeq and is a predicted model, not a curated record. Bases 675 to 2651 code for a protein of 658 amino acids. Gene Ontology annotation, biological process: primary miRNA processing. Gene Ontology annotation, cellular component: microprocessor complex. NCBI's taxonomy places the organism in Eukaryota, Metazoa, Arthropoda, Insecta, Hymenoptera, Braconidae.